This is a messenger RNA of Xenopus laevis (African clawed frog), 1299 nucleotides long. RefSeq names its product 2,4-dienoyl-CoA reductase 2 L homeolog (gene decr2.L). The transcript is spliced from 10 exons. Gene Ontology annotation, cellular component: peroxisome. Gene Ontology annotation, biological process: fatty acid catabolic process; fatty acid metabolic process. Bases 107 to 1006 code for a protein of 299 amino acids. Gene Ontology annotation, molecular function: oxidoreductase activity, acting on the CH-CH group of donors, NAD or NADP as acceptor; 2,4-dienoyl-CoA reductase (NADPH) activity. Lineage: Eukaryota; Metazoa; Chordata; Amphibia; Anura; Pipidae. The record is from RefSeq and is a predicted model, not a curated record.
GUUAAAAAAAACUACAAUUCCCGCCAUGCAUUGCAUGUAAUGUAACGUGAUAGAGACAGCGAGUCGCAAGGUACAAAGUUCAUCGAUCGCUGCAAGUAGAGGAACAAUGGCAAUGUCUGAACUCCCCACUCUCGACCUGCCCCCAGAGGACGUAGAUACAGAUGAUUGCCUUCUGGCUUACAACUACUUGUACAGCCCCACUUUGCUCAAGGGCAGGGUGGCGUUUAUCACUGGAGGGGGGUCUGGAAUAGGAUUCAGAAUUGCUGAGAUAUUUAUGAGACACGGCUGUGACACGAUCAUUGUCAGCAGGAACCUUCAGCGGGUAUCGGAGGCUGCUGAGAAACUUAAAGUUGCCACAGGACAGCGCUGUCUGCCCCUGUCGGGAGAUGUCAGGGAUCCCCAAAGCCUGAAUGCCGCCGUCGAAGAAGCUCUCAGAACAUUUUCUCGUGUUGAUAUCCUGGUCAACAAUGCUGCUGGGAAUUUCCUCUGCCCUGCCAGCUCUCUCUCCCUCAAUGCCUUCAAGACUGUCAUUGAUAUUGAUACUGUGGGCACUUUCAAUGCCAGCAAGAUCCUGUUUGAGCGAUUCUUUAGGGACAAUGGAGGUGUCAUUGUGAACAUCACAGCUACACUGAGCUUCAGAGGACAGGUCCUGCAGGUGCAUGCGGGCAGUGCCAAAGCAGCUAUAGAUGCCAUGACUAAGCACUUGGCCGUGGAGUGGGGUCCCAGCAGAGUACGAGUGAACAGCUUGGCCCCAGGGCCCAUCUCUGGCACAGAGGGUAUGCGCAGACUUGGUGGAGCAGCAGCGGAGGCAGCAGGGAUUUGGUCCAUCAUUCCACUGCAGCGCAAAGGAAAUAAGACAGAGAUUGCACACGGAGCUCUCUUCCUUGCCAGCCCACUUGCCUCCUAUGUAUCUGGCACCACUCUGGUGAUGGACGGGGGAUCCUGGCUGACAUCACCGAAUCAUCUAGCACCAUCGAUGGGUACCCGUCCUUCUCCUCACCUUUAGAUCUUUGGGCUUCCGGGCUGAAGAAGGACAAAUGAAGUAAUAAAUAUAGUAAUAAAAUGGAUCAAUUGUCCAUUUGGCUCUCCCUGAAACAUUCCAACUGAGGCAGAACACUAAAGGUGACCAUAGCAUACUGGCACAGAUCUCUCCAUGUGUGGGCAUUUGGGAAAUGGGGAGCAGUAGCUGCCAGAGCUGUAAGGGCAAGAGCAGUGAUACUGUAAUUAGGGGUUACGCCUGUAUGGCAUGCCUGCGUUUGUAAUUUGGCUGUUAAUUAAAUUUUGUUUGUAUUUUCAGUG